Messenger RNA from Toxotes jaculatrix (banded archerfish), 5248 nucleotides. RefSeq names its product FYVE, RhoGEF and PH domain containing 5a (gene fgd5a). Gene Ontology annotation, cellular component: cytoplasm. The transcript has 21 exons. NCBI's taxonomy places the organism in Eukaryota, Metazoa, Chordata, Actinopteri, Toxotidae. Gene Ontology annotation, molecular function: guanyl-nucleotide exchange factor activity; metal ion binding. The record is from RefSeq and is a predicted model, not a curated record. Bases 273 to 4892 code for a protein of 1539 amino acids.
AGGAGCGCACCAGUUUAACGGAGCAUCAGCACUGGAGAUGCACGCCGGCUGAAAGCGCAGCUGCUCACUCUGAGAACACGGGCGUCUUCCACAAGUAGACUUCCACUGGAGAGACACCCAGACGAAAUGUCCUUCAGCUCUCCAACUGCAACUUGAUUUUUCCUGCAAUGUGUUUGCAUUUGGAUUAAGUUUCCACGUCAGUUGGAGGGACGCAGUCGGUGCGAGGAAACAUGAGGAUAACUGUCGGAUCCCGUGGAUGAUGAGGUCCCACAAUGAACGCAGAUUUUCAAAAUCCACUGCAAGUCCCCCAGCCAAAGGUCCGCAGUCAUCUGACCAUCAAAGUACAGUCCAAGCUGAUGUCCAGGCCGUGUCCCCGUGUCCCUUGUCCAAAACCUCCUAUCGCCCCCAAGCCAAGACCCCUGUAUGUGCCUCACUCACAGGGGGAGUCCUGUCGCCCACAGAGCCUCAGUAACGGAGACCUGGCUCACUCUGAUGGGGAGACUGAAGAUCUCCAUGAGAUGGCUGAGGAGAAUCAGGACAAAGAGGAGAAAAGUGAGGCUAAUGACAAUGGCACAGGAGACAAUGACAAAGAGGACAUAGCAGAAGAAGAAACUGAGGAUGAAACAGAAAAAAAAGACAUAUUAGAUAAUGAUUGCGACAUAGACAGCAUUGGCUCUGAGGACACAGUUAAGGGAGAGGAGGGUUCUACUGCUGAGACUACUGAAGAUGAAAACACUGACAAUGACUUGAACCAGCCUGAAGGUGGCAAUCACACAGAUGAUGAGAACACAUCAACACCUUCUCUUCUUCUCACUGAAACAGAGGAUGAAGCAGGAGAGGAGAAGGAAGAGGAGCAGCAGAGUUUUAGUGAAGAGACUGAAAUACCCUGUAAUUCUACAGGACACUCUCAUGAAAAUGUAGAUGUGGAAAACCUCGAUCAAAAAACACAGUUACUCAGUCAGGGUGAUAAGGACAAUGAGACUGGACUUAAUGAAGCAGACAGUGACCAAAGUGAAGACUGUUUGCGCAGUGAAUUACUCACAGACAACACUGAGCUGGAAGCUGGAGGAUUUGCUUUUGGAUUCAGCGUGCUUCCAACUGUAACUGAGGAGUAUCCCUACGAUGUGAUUGGCCCCACUGAUGAUGCCAGUGAUACAUGUGAGUCAUGUGACCCAGCUGAAACAGGGGAUACAGAGGUAUGGCAACCGGAGCGUGCAACCAAGGACCCCACCGGCUGUUUUCGAUUCACAUCCAGCACUGAGGAUGUGUUUGGGCCUUACUCGGUCAUAGAGGCUGUUCCAGGAGAUGUGACCGACACCGCUGACCCCGAGUGGAGUCAGGAUGAUGUUGAUGACAAACCUUCAGAUGAACUGCAAACGGGUGCUUCUAACCAGGAACCAUACUAUGUGUCAUCAGAUGAUGUGGACAAGCUAGAGGAUAAGCAAGCUCUCUCAGAACAAGGUGAGACUGAGGAAGGCUCAGAGCAGUCAGAUCAGCACAAAGACAAAGCAAAGGACUGCGAGUCAGCAGAUGAGUAUGCAGACAUUGAUGAUUCACUCUGUCCAAAAGCAGAUGACUUCGGGCAGCUGGAGUGUGUCUCCUCAGAGGAUUAUGUCGAGAUCGGUGAUGAGGAUGAAGAGGAGCAAACGGAAAAGAAACAUGUCAAAGGAAAAAGUGCAAAAGAGAGAACAGCUAAACGAGAGCAGGCCUUCCACAGCCAGAGAAGAAGCUGUCAGCCUCGCCUCAGGUUGUGCAACAUUACAGUGCCAGCAGACCUAGACCUGGGCCGCACCCCAGAGCUCACCAACAGAGUGGUGUUCGCCCACACCACUGAGGCCUUUGAAGAAGACAUUGAAGAACUGGACUGCCAUAUUGUGCCUUACUAUGAUGAUACAGACUCCGACAGCGAUGAGCAUAUUUACGAAGAGGCGGGGUUUGACUCAGAAGGAGAGAACUUUGUAACACUGGAUAGGAAGACUAUUGUCACACGGUCACGCUCUUAUUCUGGGAAAGUUCCAGGUUAUGUCCCAGAAACUGUACCAGAAGAGACAGGGACAGAGUACCUGACUCAUGACUACUGCACAGUGGCCUUGGAUAAGAACAGUGAACCGCUCAGCCAUUCACAGCAACCUGAAGUCAAAUCUUUGAUCCCGUCUGUGAAGUCUCGCCGCUUCUUAUUAUACUCCCGCUCUGCAGAGGGUCCAGAAUUGUCCUUGAGCUCCCCAACAGAGAUCAGCCAAUCUCUGAGGGAUGAGAUCAGGAUUAAGAGGAAAGAUGAUAACCUUUCCCUGCCAUGUGUCAUAACCUCCUCUGGAAGCUUCUCCCAGCGUAGCCAUCAAUCGUCCAGUGGUGUUUCCACACCAACCUCUCUAGUAGACAUCCCACCGCCCUUUGAGCUGGCAUACAUCACUAAAAGGCCCGUCACCAAGAGCUCCCCGUCCCUCCUGAUCCAGCACGAACCCAGUGACAUAUCCAAGAAGAAGAAGUCCUCCUUUAAACGUUUUCUGGCGCUCAAGUUCAAGAAGAAGGCAGAUUCGAAGGGUUUCAGUGAUGGAAGUGUCCGUUCUUCACGUUCUUCCUCCGAGUCCAGCCACCAUGGCCCCGUAAGGGUCAUAGAGCUUGAUCGUAGGAGCACCGGCAGCUCUCCUCAGCUCCAGUCCCGCUUGGUGAACCCCCAGCAGCGUCAUUCAGACCUUCCAUCCACCUUUGUCCUCUACAAUGACCACCAGAGGAGGAAAUGUGACCUCAAAGCUUACGGCAGGGGCGUCUCCAGAGUGGAGUCCUUUGAGGAGCGUUCUCGCCGUUCUGUCAUGCCACUGCCUCUGACCAAACCCCGCUCCAUCUCCUUCCCCAGUGCAGACACCUCAGACUAUGAAAACAUCCCAGCCAUGAGCUCAGACUAUGAGAACAUCCAAAUCCCAGGCAGGCCCACCAGAUCUCACACUGUGACUGAGUUUUUUGAGGAUCCAAACCGCUCAACAGUUGCCUGCAAUGAGAAUGAUGGCUAUGUGGAUAUGAACAGUUUCCCUGGGAUUGACAGCAGACCCCAGACAUCGAAAGCAGACUCUGAAAGUGCCUACACCGAGCCUUUCCCAAUGAACCCCGUCUCUGCUGGGCUGUCGGCAGACGAGGACCACGGCCGUACCUCAGAGGAAGAAGAAGGGGUGGCGGACCAGAGCUACGACCGACAGAUUGAUGGCCGAUCCCGAGCGUUCUACGUCGCCAAAGAGCUCGUUGACUCCGAGAGACUACACGUCAGCUCCAUCAAGUACCUUCAAGAGGACUUUAGGUCAGCGGUGGUUGAAGCAGUGGGUGAGGAAGGGGAGCCAGUGCUAGAAGAGCAGAGGCUGGGGGAGAUACUGGGCGUGCUCCCCCAGGUCUACACCCUCCACAGCAGCAUCCUCACUGAGCUGGAGGAGCGCAUUAGUCAGUGGGAGGAGAGCCAAAGGGUGGUGGAUGUGAUUCUGUCUCGUCGAAAGGACUUUGGUGUGUUUGACACCUACAUCUCAGAGUAUGAUCGCAGCAUGUCCUUACUGGAGGAAAGCUGCAGGAACAACCCAGCCUUCGCCAGCAUCGUCAAGAAAUUUGAGACACGGGGCCCGGAAGAAGCUGAAGUCCCGCUCAAACACCAGCUGCUGCAGGUCAUAGUGAGAGUACUUCAGUAUCGAAUGCUACUCACAGAUUACCUGAACAACCUCUCUCCUGACUCUAAAGAAUACGAGGACACACAAGCUGCCUUGGUGAUCGUGUCGGAGGUGGCAGACCAGGCCAAUGACAAUCUGAAACAGGGGGAGAACUUGCUGCGUCUGGUCCACAUAGAGUACAGUGUGAAAGGCAAGAGGGACCUGCUGAAGCCCGGAAGGAUGUUUGUCAAAGAGGGCACACUCAUGAAGGUCUCGAGGAAAAGCAGGCAGCCACGACACCUGUUUCUGAUGAAUGAUAUCAUGCUGUACACCUACCCUCAGCAGGAUGGGAAAUACAGGCUUAAGAACACUCUAUCUCUGUCUGGAAUGAAGGUUAGCAAACCCACACUAGACAACGUGCUGAACUGUCUGAAAAUUGAGGUGUCUGACAUCACCAUUACUCUCUCUGCCAGUUCGGUUGGAGAGAGGGAGGACUGGUUCCACACACUGAGUCGAGCCAUAGCAGACCAUGCUGCGGGGCUCUGUACGUUUGGCGGACCCUGCAGUGAGGCACGUGAGAAGUUGUGGAUGGCCCUGGGUGAGGCUGCUCCUGUACUGGUGCCAGUUUCUCAUGUGAUGAUGUGCAUGAACUGUACUUCUGACUUCAGCCUCACACUGAGACGACACCACUGCAAUGCCUGUGGAAAGGUGGUAUGCCGCGCUUGUUCCAGGAACAGAUACCCACUGAAGUACCUCAAAGACAGAGUGGCCAAAGUGUGUGACCACUGCUAUGCUGAGCUCAGGAAAAGAGGUGGAAGCGUGUCGGGGGCAUGCGGUAGCUCCAGCCCUCGGACUCACCGGGCCAGUCGUCCCCUCUCUGCUGUCUUCCAGAGCCUGCAGCCCCCAAGUUUGUGGAAGAGCAGGAAGAGCACCUCCCCUCUCAAUCAGGUGUCGCUUGGCGUGGAGGGCUCCACGAUGAGCGGCAGCCUGCAGCGCCGAAAGAAGAGCAAGAGGAAGUGGAAGCGGCUGUGGUUCCUCCUCAAAGACAAGGUGCUCUACACCUUCACAGCCCGUGAGGAUAAAGUGGCUUCAGAGAGUCUACCUCUGCAGGGCUUCACCGUCAAGCUGACUGAGAGGCCAGAGGGAGAGGAAAGCAGCAACGUGUUCCAUCUCUACCACAAGAAAACGCUCUACUAUACCUUCAGGGCCGAUGAUCAACACACUGCACGCAGAUGGGUAAAUGCCAUGGAGGAGGCUACCGUUUUAUAGCACCUGCUCAGUUAAAUGAACACGCCCUGCUGUCUGUGACUGCUAAAACUCCUCUGUGGAACGCAACAUAGCUACCUGCUGCAUCUGAACUCAGACCAUCAGCAAUGAUUCAUCAUGUUGGGCCUGUUGUGGAAUAUUACAUGUCAGUAUAAUCACCAGUGGCAUCUUAGACAAGGCUGCCACCCAGUGGUGGGAAGGUAAAAGUGGGGAGCGUCAGAGGGGAUGCUACCAUGUGGAGCUGUCGUUGGAGUGUGAUUUAACAUAAGAAAACUCUCAGAGUUCACGGGAGCAGCUUGGACACAUCAACUGUUUCAUCUAAGAGUCUAAGAAAUUUUUAUUCCCUCUAUUUCUCCCUU